This is a messenger RNA of Symbiodinium pilosum, 945 nucleotides long. The record is from the annotation of a GenBank genome assembly. NCBI's taxonomy places the organism in Eukaryota, Dinophyceae, Suessiales, Symbiodiniaceae.
AUGCAGAAUCGAAAAGCCUUUACACUGAUCGAACUACUUGUGGUGAUCGCGAUUAUCGCUAUCCUGAUUGCCCUGUUGCUCCCUGCUGUCCAGCAGGCACGCGAAGCUGCACGCCGCUCGCAGUGCAAGAACAACAUGAAACAAAUUGGAUUGUCUCUGCACAACUACCACGAAGCCCACAGCGUCCUUCCGCCGGGCAGUGUGGUUUACUACAACGGUUCGAAAUACAACGGUCACGGCUGGACCUGGCACGCCAGCAUCCUGCCGUACCUCGACCAGGCUCCCAUGUACGAUCAGAUCCAGGGGCCAUCCUCCAGCGGUCUGGGUGCUGAAUCCGGUGGGGUCAACGAUGCCAAACAGCAACUCUGUGGCCAGGCCCGACUCUCCGUCUUCUGGUGUCCCUCCCAGCCGGAUGUAACCAAAGGAGCUCAGAAGAAUGGCUACGCUCCUUCCAACUAUAACGGCAACAUGGGCACCCUGAUCGGCAGUUCCGGCGAUAACUGCUACAGUGGUAAUGUCGAUACGCCCGAAGAAAUGGCUGCCACCGGUGGUUGCAUGGGUGCAGAUGGCAUCUUCUACAUCAGCAGUUCAGUAGGCUUCCGGGAUAUCAAGGACGGCCUCUCCAACACGAUCAUGGUCAGUGAAGUGAUUGACUCAGGUGGAGACGCUGACAUGUUGGGCGGCGGCGGCAGCGACCGCAAGCACUGUUUCUCCAACGGAGCAGACAGCAAUCCCCCGACUGAAAUGACCGAGUACCUGAUCGCAGCCGAAAAUAACGACCCGAUCAACUCCUACGGGGAAGAAGCAGCCGGCAGCUAUCACACCGGCGGUGCUCACUUUGUACUCUGUGACGGUAGCGUGCGAUUCCUCUCUGAGAACAUCGCGAUGACACUCUACCGGGCUCUCAGCACCCGCGCCAAACGCGAAACCCUGGGGGAAUUUUAA